This is a messenger RNA of Phymastichus coffea, 5976 nucleotides long. RefSeq names its product protein artichoke-like. Gene Ontology annotation, cellular component: extracellular matrix. The record is from RefSeq and is a predicted model, not a curated record. The transcript is spliced from 7 exons. NCBI's taxonomy places the organism in Eukaryota, Metazoa, Arthropoda, Insecta, Hymenoptera, Eulophidae. Gene Ontology annotation, molecular function: protein binding. The coding region runs from base 545 to 4792 and encodes 1415 amino acids.
CUCAGUCGAGCCGCGGCACGCUCGUGGACAGCAACACUGCGCGAGUGUAACGUACGCGCCGGCGUCCCGCUCGUAGUACUCGUUAUAGUGCGCGCGCGAGCAUCGAUAUCAGUGUCGCUCGACAAGCAAGUGCAAAAUCGCUCCGAAACUGCUGUUGUCAUUUGGUCUGUGGUACAGCGUAGCCACGAGCGCGCACGCUUGACCGCAUUACGGCCGUCUCAGAUUGGUUGCGGCGAGUGAGCGAAAUAAACCGAGUGCUCUCUGAAUUAUUCGUCGACCUGCCGCCUGUUUUAUUCCGCACGCCCGAGACGUGUGUGCGGUGAUGCGCUUUGGGCCGCGUUCGAGACGAAUGGAGCCGCUUGUAAAUAUUGCAUCUCGCUCUCUUGCGCGAAAACGAGAACUGGCUUGCGUUAAGAAGUUCAUAAUUAACCUGCUUUCCGCCAUCUGAUGCUGCGGGCCUAAUGUUCCAAGCAACUUUAAUGUAAACAACGCCGUUCAUCAAAGUUUUGGGAAGAUUAAGUGGGGCGAUGCUCGCAGCCCGAUAAUGUGGACGAUUUGGCCUCGCGGCAGGCGCAAGGUGCUCAUCCCGCUACUGCCGCUGCUGCUAGCUCUGCUGGCGCCGUCUCUCGCUGCUCCACUUCAGUGUCCCGACUCGAUUCCCGCCUCCUGCCCUUGCUACAACUUUGCUGACGGCUUGUUCCUGGAGUGCACUGGCUCCACUGAAGAAUCGCUCAAAGCUGCUCUCAAUCGCGUGGUCGCGCAUGCCAAACCCAAUGACGCGGUGAUCCACUCGCUGAGCGUGUUUGACCUCGAGCACAAAGUGGACGAGUUGCACGCGAACAUCUUUCCUGCUGGGGCUCUAGUACGUCACCUGCAAAUCUCGCAGUCGAGCUUGCGCGAAGUCUCCGAGGAUGCCUUCCACAGAUUCAGCCAUAGUCUCGAGUCGCUUGGCCUCAUAUCCAGUCGACUGCCCAGUGUGCCGCAAAAGGCCUUCACCACCCUCGGCAGGCUAAACCAGCUUGAUUUAGAAGCCAAUCAAAUAUCUGAGCUGCCCAGUUUCAGCUUUUACGGGCUGUCGCUGACGAAACUCAAUCUCAAAGCCAACCAGAUUGGCAAAAUUUCGGAGUACGCGUUUGCCGGUCUGGAAGAAAGUCUGAUCGAGCUGAAUCUGGCCGAGAACAAGAUACGACUGUUCCCAAUGACGGCAUUGCGCAGACUAGACAGACUGACAAGCUUGAAACUAGCCUGGAACGAGAUCUCCCAACUGCCGGAGGACGGCUACUCGAGACUGGAUGCCCUGAAUGCCUUGGACCUAAGCAGCAACAAUUUCGUAGCGAUACCGCUGAACUGCUUUCGCUGCUGUCCGUCCCUGAGAACACUCUCGCUGUACUAUAAUGCCAUUGAGAGCUUCGACAAAGACGCCUUCAUAUCGCUGAUCGACCUGCAGACGAUCGAUCUUGGCCACAAUAAGAUCGUCUUCCUCGAAGCGGCGACCUUCCGCGCCAAUCAGAAGUUACGUUCGAUCGAUCUCAGUCACAAUCAUAUACACUAUAUCCGUGGAGUGUUCUCCAGACUGCCAGAGCUCAAGGAGCUGAUACUCAACGACAACAAUAUUCUGGAGAUACCAGCCGACGCGUUCAUCGGCAGCCAUAGUCUCAACGUCAUUUACCUCCAGAAGAACGCCAUCAGGCGAGUCGACCGCCGAGGACUGACGAGCCUUGAGCAGCUCUCUCAACUUCACCUCAGCGGCAACUUCAUCGAGAGAAUACCGCGGGAUUUCUUCGAUCACUGCGAGAACAUGUCGACGCUCUCGCUCGAUGGUAACAGCAUCCGAGAUCUGGAGGUCGGAACUUUCGCCAAAGCCAAGCAGCUGAGGGAAUUAAGGCUGCAAGACAAUCAGAUCACCGAGGUCAAGCGUGGCGUGUUCGCACCGCUGCCGUCUCUGCAGGAGCUACACUUGCAGAACAACAUCAUAACCGACAUGGAAACGGGCGCUCUGCGAUCUCUGCAUAGCCUACAGCACGUUAAUCUUCAGGGCAAUUUGCUCGCCGUACUUGGCGACGUCUUCCAGGUGUCGGCCGAGCCCGACUCAGCCGGCAGCUCGCUCGUCUCUAUUCAGCUGGACAAUAAUGGCCUCGGCGUGUUGCACAACGACUCGCUGCGUGGCCAGACUAGCGUUCGAAUCAUGUGGCUGGGUCACAAUAGAUUGACCAGGCUGCAAGCUCCUCUAUUCCGGGAUUUGUUGCUCGUGGAAAAACUAUACCUGACCAAUAAUUCGAUAUCACGGAUCGAAGAUACAGCCUUCCAACCCAUGCAAGCACUUAAAUUCCUAGAUCUGAGUAUGAACCGUGUGAGUCACGUGACCGUCAAGAUGUUCUCCGAGCUGCACGAACUUGAGGAACUCUAUCUCUCGGACAACGGCCUUCGCAAGGUUGACGCUUACGCGCUGACUGCUCUCAAGCGGCUUCGAGUUCUCGACAUGUCCAACAACCGGCUAAACGCUUUGCACGAUACCAUGUUCCAGGAAGGCUUGCCGAUUCGUAGUUUGAACUUACGUAACUGCUCGAUCAGCAUGAUAGAAAGAGGCACCUUCCGCGGUCUGAAUAAUCUGUAUGAGCUAAAUCUCGAUUACAAUAGGUUGACGUCAAAUGUCCUAGACCGACUGGACAUUCCGGGCCUCCGAGCUCUACGAAUCUCGCACAAUAAUCUGAGCCUCAUCGACGGCGAAUCUCUCGAUGGGCUUCCAUCUCUGCAACAACUUAGUCUCGAGUAUGAUCAGAUAUACCGCAUACCUCAAGAUGUGUUCUCACGCAACAAGAACCUCAAUAAAAUCCUGCUAGGUAACAAUCUCCUAAGAUCCCUGCCACCCAUGUUGUUUCUUGGACUGGAGUCGAUCAAGGAGGUCAGACUCGAGGGCAAUCGUUUCCUAGAAUUGCCAUACGAUGCGUUUGCAAAUGCCUCGUCAAUAGAGGUGCUGUCUUUUUCGCGGAAUCUCAUUCCUCACGUGGAAGUUUCGAGAUUGAAUGGGCUGAGUCAUCUGCGCGAACUAGAUUUACGCAACAACAGAAUCAAGUCUUUGACAGGUUUCUCCGAAGCUCAUCUCUCGAAGCUGAUGGCCGUUGAUCUAAGCAACAAUCAUCUCACUUCGCUUCCGGAUAACUUUUUCAUUUACGCUAAUCAGCUGCGCAAAGUCGAGUUGGCCGGAAACAAACUGCGUCAAAUUCCAGCACACGCGCUUUCUGCUCAAAACCUACCUAGCCUUAAUUGGCUUAACGUGACGGGCAAUCCUCUGGUACGCAUCCACGAGAUCACCUAUGAUGCCAGAUACCCUACUCUACAGGAGAUCCACAUUAGCCGUACGAACCUCACAGUUGUUGCGAGUCAGGAUUUCGAGGCGUUUCCUGAGUUACUGCAUCUCUUUAUGAGCGGCAAUUCCAUCGCCAGAAUAUCACCAGGUGCUUUUCGCUCAUUACCUAAACUCUUGACCCUCGAUCUUGGCAUCAAUGAGCUUGACAUGCUACCACAAGAGCGACUCAAAGGUCUUGAAUUACUGAAAUUGCUGAAUCUAACGCGUAACAAAGUAAAGCAACUGGAGGACUUCCCAGCAGACCUGAAAUCGCUUCAUGCUCUGGAUAUUUCUUUCAACCAAAUAACGCAGAUCGACAAGACGACUUUUCAACAGUUAGACAAUUUGGCGGAGUUGCAUCUGAUGGGCAAUUGGAUAGCUUCGAUAGCUGCGGAGGCGUUCAAACCACUUAAAAAGCUGCGGAUUCUGGAUCUUAGUCGGAACUACCUGGAGAAUCCACCAUUAGAUGCGUUCAAACCACUUGAGACACAGAUUCGAAGUUUGAGGACUGAAGAAAAUCCAUUGUAUUGCGGUUGCGAGACGCAAGAUCUAUGGGAAUGGUUGGGCGACCACCGCAAACUCUCUAGAGUACCUUUACGCUGUAAUCAGCCACCGGAGUUGAGGGGCCUCGUCUUCCUGGAGCUCGAACCGCAGGUUUUCUGCUCGGCACCUCUUAUAGACAAACUGAACGUCGAAGAUAUACAACCACACUCGGUCGUUGUUACGUGGCAAACACGCACACGUCCCGGGCUCAAGGGCUUCCACGUCACGUACUACGCGAUUGAUCACGGCACUGAGGAGGUGCGCAGCGAAUUGACCGAAUCGAGUGCGCGCUCGGCUCGAUUAAACAAACUGGAAGCGAAUACACACUACCUGAUAUGCGUACUGGCGUGGCGGCCGCAAGAGUCGAACGAGGUCGCACCGAGCCCGAUGCAACGCUCGGCUCUCGUCGACUCGCCGACCUCUCGCUGCGCCGAAAUCCUCACUCUCAAACCACCGGACGCGGUAGCCAGCAGCGAUGGCUCCACGAUCAAUGGCGCCGCCACCGGUGGCAGCGGUGCUUCCGAGAGUUCGGCCAGCGGCGCAACAGGAUCUGGCAGCGCAGAUGGCAGCGGAGGCAUUCUCACGAGGAGGCUUGGACUCGUUAUUGGCUGCUGCAUGGGCUUCGUCGUCUUCAUCAUGCUCAUUUCCGUCCUCGGAUAUCUCAAGGUAAAGAAACAACGCGAAACGGCCAAGCGAGAUCAGCAAGCAAUACCACCGGAGUAUAUAUCCUAUCGGCACUUUAGCAUUCAAAGUGGUGAAGCUGGUGCCCAGGCAAAGCAGCAGCAGCAGCAGCAGCAACAGACAACAGUAGCGACGACGGAGCAACAGCAGCAACCACAAACGACGACGAUGACGACGACGACGCCGUGUUUCGUCACCUGCUCCGCACCGCCCAAUGUAUAGCCAACGAGCUACGUGUAAGGGGGUGCUCGGAGCUAUUAGCGGGCCUGCCUUUCACACGUAGCGAACGAUACCCAUUUGUAAAUACAGCCAAGCCAGUGUACAGAGAGGAGCGUUCGAGCUCUCGGACCGUUUGUAUAUUCGUUAGUAAGACUAUUUGUACAUAUGCUGCCUCUCUUUUCCCGUUCUCUUUAUUUUUCUCCGAAAACCUCCUUAAUUGUCAGUCAUUCAUAAAUAACAACACAAAAUGGCCUUUUCAAACUCUUUCUUGCUAUCAUAGUAAGCGUUCUCUCUUGACUUUAGUUGCUUUUCGAAUGCCUUAUUUUAAUUUCAACAGCAAAUAGUAUUCCAUUGAAAGUACUCAAUAAUCAACGAACCAAUUCACAGAUAAGCUUUCAUUGGCAAUCAAACCAUUCACUUCUUUUUAUCCGUCGAAUAAUUUAAUGAUCACGAGUUUUCUUAUUCCACUACACGUAAUCAAUAUUGUUCAUUCUCAUCAAUAAAUUCCAUUGGAAAACUUCUGUGAUAAAAUUAUAAAUGAAUUGAUUACUAUUCACACCCAAGAGGCUGUUCAUCUGAAUUCGGCAACAGGAAGACUCGAGGGGCUACUUGUGAGCGAACACGCGAUCGUAAGAAUUCAACUGAUCAUUUGAGAUCAACGCUGACUCAAUGUGUGAUUAUAGCUCUCAAAGUUAAUAAUUCAGGAAACAGUCAACCAAUAGCCUCGUGAAUAUUGUCACGGGCAAGUGAGGAAAAAGCCUGAUCAAACAAUGAACAAGCCACGGCUCAGAUGUAAAUUGUGGUUCGAAAAAAAUAGACCCGUUUAAGAAAAAGAUAGACAAAGGAAAGGCCAUCGCGAUAACUGAGAUUAUAAAUUCAACGACUCGAUAUUUUUUUCAUUUGUUCCUCCUUAAUUUUAUUAGUCUGUGAUAAUCAGUGGUCAACAUCUAUUUAUGUAAACACGUCCAUGACUGUAUCAUCCUCGUGUUAUUCUUUUGUUCCACGCGUUCUCGUGCCACUCGAGUGUUUGUAUAUAUAUACGAGAUCUAGAUAUGCGCUUUCCAUGGCGCAUCAUUUUCUAAGUAUAGAUUAAACGAGCAAACAUUUGUCGAUGUUAAGUACACGUUUGUAACAUAAUAAAUCCAUUCCUGAUUGUUUGUUGUGGAAUGAAAGAACGAACGAAUGAG